Messenger RNA from Trichomonas vaginalis G3, 1254 nucleotides. RefSeq lists its product as uncharacterized. The record is from RefSeq and is a predicted model, not a curated record. The transcript has a single exon. The coding region runs from base 1 to 1254 and encodes 417 amino acids. NCBI's taxonomy places the organism in Eukaryota, Parabasalia, Trichomonadida, Trichomonadidae.
AUGAGUGAUUCAGCUCUUUCACUAUACAUUCUCAAUGUUGGACAAGCUGAUUUCAUCUUUGCCAUAAAGAAAGACUUAGCGCUUGUUAUUGAUUGUGGGCCUAGAGAUUCUAUCAUAAACCAGGAAAAUACCGACGCUUCUGAUAAAGAUCAUCUUACGGACUUUCUUAAAAAUAUAAUAGACAAUCUCAAUUUUGUCACCAUUAUUGCCACCCACAGAUAUGAUGAUAAUCAAAACUGCUUAAGUGAGCUUCAAACCAUGAUACAAGAUGCAGGAAAGGCUCAUAUUACAGUUAAGUCGUUUGAAGGAAACUCUCAAUCAUUCAUCAAUAAUGAACUUUCCAAUUCAUUGGGCGAUGACGUCAUUAUCACAUCUUUAAUUCCACAAAAUUUUUACGAACAUCGUUUAGUACUGAAGAUCUCUUUUGGUGGAAAAAAUAUCUUAAUACCGGGUAAGGCUUCUGAAUAUCUGCUUGAACAAUUACAGGAUCAAUUUGGCGAUAUCGAUAUAUGUUUAGUGGCAAAACCCAACAAUAUUUUGAAAUUAUUCGAUUUAAUUCCAAAAAGGGAUGGAAUUCCUUUAUUAAGCAUUAUGUCAAGCAAAAGUCCUCCGAUUUACAUUCCUGAUAGAGAAACCUUUGAUAUAACGUUUUGGACUAUGCAAUCAAAUCAUGGAAUACCUAUUUUAGAAAUGAACAAAUCUAUGAUUUGUGACUUUCACAAAGUAUUUGUAUACAAUAUUUUCCAGGAUAUAUAUUUUAAUUCGCCUGCAGUCUUCAAUAAGAAUAAUCAAAUCUGCAUUAUUCCUACGUUCUCUACAAGUGAAUUAGCAACAGGUGAUUAUUACAAUAUCGAAAUUCAAAUGGAGCAUGAUAAUGUCGCAUCAAUAUCCAUGUAUACAAAUGCAAGCAGACUUUUGUAUUAUUUUGGAAAGCCUACUAAUUCAGUGAACAUUACUGAUGUCUGGAGAAAUUGCUUAUCAGGAAUUACAAAACACACAGCGGAUUUUGCCAAAAAAAGAAAGGAUUUCAUAGCGACAAAUGAUUGUACAUUUGUAUUUCAUAGAUGUCCACUUUUGGAUGAAUUGGAUCAGGAAAUAACAGUUUUACGAAAUCUUGAAAAGUUGGGAUUUAUCAGUGGAUUGAUAUUAAAUUCAUAUGAUUUAUUAAGAGAUAUUUCAAACAGCACUGGUAUCACAGAAUCAAAGAAUGAAUUUGAAGAUUUGUUAUGGCAAGUCGAUGCUUUUUGCUCCUAA